CCCGGCCGCACACCAACAGCAACACCUCCAGCAGCUCGAGCAGCUCACUCAACAGCAGCAGUUGCAGCAGCAGGUCGUUCAAGUUGCCGGUGCACCGGGGCUCGCUCAUCGCUCAUACAGCGCAUUCAACAACCAAUGUCCUCCAUCCCUGGCAUUUUCUCCUCCAGCAACGACGCCCCAGAGGCCCUCGUCCGUCGGGAUCACAACGACAACCACUCCAACUCCGACGCCAGCGACAACGACAACAACAACGACGACGACAAAUUCUACUAAUCACAAUGGCUCUGCAAAUGCAAACCCGGCGGCGACUAAUGCAUCCGGAUCUGGCUCGAGCUCAGACGCCAUCCACUGUAUCUGUGGAUACACCGACGACGACGGGUGGUCCAUCAUGUGCGAUGAGUGCCAGCGCUGGUCCCACAUGGUCUGCUUCGACAUCAGCGUCGGCAAGGAUCCAGACGAGUGGCGUUGCUGGGAGUGUCAUCCUCGCCCUGUGAACGUCGAACGUGCGCGCGACCGUCAGGCCAGGCGAGUCGCAGCCCAGGCUCGAUUGGGACCACUCGUCGGUAGUUCGAGGGCGGAGAUGUUAGCAGCAGCACAUGCACAAGCAGCGGCAGGAGUUGGGACGAAUCAGAGGAGAAGGAGAGAUAGACGGACAAGUUUAGCAGUGGCGCCGCCUGCCCCGCCGUUAUCUGCUACACAAUCUGGUGGAGGAGGGGAUGUCGCCCAGGAGGACGAGCACGUUGAUAUCGAAGACGACUGGCGCACAUCGUACGUGCAUAUAAAUGAGGACAUCAUCCCACAGGCAGCGACUCGCACGAAAUUGGGACUCGCAGCGCAGAAUUGGAGGGGUGUUACGGCUCUGUCGCCUGACGAGUCAUCAGAGACAGAUUCGAGGACGAAAGUCGUACCCUUGCCGAAUGGAAAAGACGACGUCGCAGCUGCUGUACGUCCACCGAGCUAUGCACUGCAGACGACGGCACCGAUUGCGAACGAUGCGCUUAUUGCACCGUUCUCCUCGACGAUCAUCCCGAGUGCCAAGUACCUUGCAGAUCCGCUCAACGCAUAUGCACAGAUGGGUCUGCCAAAACCUCACGUCCAUCUCGUCCCUCCACCACUAUCCGUCGCACUCGACGCCCGUAUGGCAGGCAACGAAACACGCUUCAUCCGUUCUGGAUGUCGUCCUAACGCUGUUCUACGACCCGUGUUGUGUCCCUCAAAACAGUCUGGUGAAGAUAAUGAUCCUGGUUCAAUCAAGUUUGCUGUUUAUGCAGUGCGUGAUCUCAAGGCUUCCGAGGAAGUUGUACUUGGUUGGGAAUGGGAUGACGGAGCUGUCGUGCACCAACUACCUGCGCUCAUUGAAGAAGGUCUACGCUCAGGAGCUGGGCCAAGUAAAAUGACACCUCACCAUAUCGAACGACUACGCUUACAGAUGCAGAGCAUAGUCGAGUCUCUCAAGUCUAGCUUCGUGACUUGCGCAUGUGGGAGUGCAGCGAGCGACUGUGCUGUUAAACUGAUGGAAGCGUUCGCUGAGGGGGAGUUUCCUUGGAUGAAUGGGUUUCGUGGGUUUCGUCCUCCCUCAACACGGGAGAAGUCCAAGUCGCCAAAUCAGAGUCAGGCGACGGCUAACUCUAAAUCAGCGCAAAUGCAAAACAAUGUCAAUAACAACGCCCAAGCUCAGGCGGGUACAUCAGCAUCAGCAUCACAACCUCAUCAUCAAUAUCACUCCCCAUCACCCCCUCAAUCACUUCCUCAUCAACCUCAUCAACAACAACAUCAAAACGCCGGACAGUCUAAAUCUCCACAACCACUCCCUAUCCCAACUCCAACUCUAUCGAAUCGCCACCCGACGUCGUUUAGCGCUCUACAAGACUUGUCGAGGUACUCGAAUGCGAAAGCACGUGCGAGAUUAUUGGGACCUCUUGUAGGGAAGGAGCGGGGGGUUAGGACGCGUGUUGUGGGUGGUGUUGAGUCUGGUGGGUUGGAAGGUGUGAGACAGGUGCAUGGGGAUCGGUGGGAUCGGUUUGGUGAACUCGAUGUCCGGCGGGAGGAGGGGAACGAACAGCAGGCACGAGAGGGACAGGUUGUACCCGAGGUGCGUGUGGAAAAUGCUACGCCUGCGAAGAGGAAAGUCGUAGAUUUGAAGGGGAAAGGAAAGGAGAAAGAGAGGGUGGUGCGUGGACCAAACGGUGUUGGACUCGGACUAGGUCUCGAGUUGCCAACUGGUUCUGUCCGAACCAGUUCUCCCUUGCGAUCGUCUUUUCGUGGUGAAGACAGGGAGGGGGACACAGCAGGGCAGCAAGUGAGGGAGGUGAAAGAGGAACAGAUGCCACCGAAGAUGCGGAAACGAUGGAUUCAACAGAAGAUGGAGACGUUGAGGAGUGAGAGUGCGGAAGCUCCUCCGACUGGUGGGAGUCCGAGGUCGGAUGUCGCUGAACCCGAAGAGGCGACGAAUGGGUUAGGACUUGAGGCCACGGCUGUGGAUAAGGAUGCGAUGGAGGUAGAUGAAGAGGUCCUUAGACGUGGACAAGACCUUGAGACGCCGAAGAUGAAGGAUGAGAGGUCGAGGUUGGUGUCGACGCCUCCUCCGCCGAGCUCGACUUCUCGACUACGUACGAAUAGCAUGGACGUCGAUUUAGAUGCAUACCACGUACCUCCACCAGCAACCUCAGCAUCAGCACCUGCAGCUACUCAAACAUCACCCAGACCCUCAUUACACUCUAUUCUCACCGCCCCUCCUCUACUUUCAGCAUCAACAACAACAGCAACGUCGGGAAUACACCUUCGAGCAACGAGUCAGCCUUACGACCAACCACAGCAGAGUCAGGCAAGGAAAGCAUCUUCGUUAUUCAGUCUAUUAAACGACCACCCUGUCUCGCCUAUCCAUUCGACGAAUAGGUAUUUGGCGCAGGUUAUGAAUCCUGUGUCGAUGGAUCCUGUACCUUCGCCUUCGCCUACUACUGUGAUUUCUAUGGCUACGAAGGUUGAGGCUGGGGUUGAGGUGAAUGUGAAUGUGAUGCCGAGGGAGGUGACGCCUGAGGUGAAAGUUGAUGUGGAAGAGGAGGUUGUCGAGGAUGUGCAACCCGCUCCUGAACUGGUGGAACCUCUUGAGCCUGAGCCUAUGGUUGAUACUCGGCAGCCUACGCCUGCACCUCCGCUCGAAGUGGAACCGCCGUCGAAAGAGGAACCAGAGCUCGAGCCCGAGGUUGAGGUCGAGGUUGAGGUUCAACCUCAACCUGCACGUUCCUCAACACCAGCGCCUGCACCCUCAUCCGAACCCGUUAUCGAAUCCGUGCCUGUUGUCGAAGAGAGUACAGCUCAGGAAGGUGGUCGUCAUGAUGAAGAUGAAGUAAAGAAGUCGGAAUCGAGAAGUCUGACUCCUGAACUUUCAUCAGCGUUACCUUCGUCACCCUCCACCCCGGCUGAACCUCAACGUGAGUCAGAAGAGCAGCAGGAACCAGAGCCAGAGCCAGAGUCAGCACGGUCGCUUUCGCCUGUACCUUCACCCCCACCUAGUCAUGUACAACCUCCAGCGCCAGCUGCUUCUCAAUCCCCAAACCUUCCUACAGAACGUCCUUCCAUACCCGAACCCGAACCCGCGCCUCCUCCUUCCAAUAUUACUACCACUACCACUACUACUAAUAUUCGACGAUCAGUAGAAGUGACUUCCCCAACUGUACCUGUACGUCGACUAUCUGAGGCGCUUACGAAGCCGAGGAGUUUCACGAGGAGGCCGAGGUCGCAGGCGUUGUUACCGAGGUCGGAAAGUUCUGGGGAGCUUUCGGAGGUUGAGUCUGAGGAGGAGGCUGAAGGAGAGGUUUCUUCGAGGCUUCCUCAAACGACGACGACCACUGGAGCAGUGAAUGAGGAUGGUGUCGUGAAUCAUUCGCGUUCACGAUCGAGUUCUCCAGCGGUUAGCGCGUCACUUUCUCCUUCUGGUGCGAAGGAGGAAGUGAAAGAGAAAGAAGCUUCUCCUGAACCAGAGCAAGCACCUGCAUCUCCGGAACGCGAAGAGGUUGUAGAGGUUGUUAAUGACGAGAGUGUGGAUGUGGAUGUAGAUGUGGAUCCGAUAAUGUUGUUCAAGGAGGAGUUGAUGCAGGCUGAGCAAGAAAAGAAGGCGCAGUCCGAGGAGGUUAAAAUUGCUUCGGACCCGGGAGUAAUGGUGAAUGACUCCCCUCACGUGCUGACGAAGGAGCGCUCUCGGUCUACUUCGGCGUCGGCAUCAGCUGCAAAGGAGGAUCAAGUUCAGCCGGAUUUGGAGGAUGUGAAAGAGGAGAUGGAAGUUGAUGUUGAGGUUCAGGUGAAUACUGUUGUUGAGGACGCUGUUAAGCCUACAGCGGAUGGUGAUGUGGACGUUGAGAUGUAUGAUGACGCUUCAUCUGCACCUCUUUCUCCAGCGCCGUCUCCAUCUCCAGCACCUGCAGAGGAGGUUGUAGAGGAAGUCAUGCCUGCUGUGGAAGUGCAGACGCCCUCGUCACCUGCAUCACCCACAUCGCCAGUGGUGAAGUCUCCUUCUCUUGCUACGGACGAGGCUCUUCCACAUUCGCAACCACCAUCUCCGAAAAUCUGGACGGAGCUGAAACCGGAACCGGAUUCGCUAGAAGAGAAGCAGGCGGUUCUGGCGUCGCUUACUUCGACUUUGUUUCCUGAGGCCGCCCCUGCUCCCGUUCCUGUUCCCAACCCUGAUCUAGCUACUACUACUGCUUCUGCUACCGCUGCGACAUCGACAUCGACGGACGAAGCGCGUGUCUCUGCAAGUCCUCAACUACCGUUACUCCGUGCACCUUCUCCAGCUGUUUCUGUUGGUUCUUCGUCUGCUCAGGCAAGGCCGACGCCUCCGCCCUUUGCUAGUACUUCUGAUAACGAGCACGAGCAUGAACACGAGCAUGAACACGGGUCUGGAUCCGAUACCCACGUUCAAGGUACGGGAGCUGGUGGUGAACGUAGCACGCAGGUUUCCUCUGCGCGGCCUGAACCUCAGAAGGUCAUUCGACGUUCGAUGGCGGAUUAUAAACAGAGGAAGAAGAAGCAGAGGGAGGAAGAGGCUGCUGCGAAGGCUAAGUCUUUGGAAUUAGCGAGUCCUGUAACACCUGUGUCCCCGUUGCCAAUGCAGGAGUUACAGAAGGUGGCUGAGUCGGAGGUGAAGGUUGGUCAUGCUGCACCCGAGUUGAGUAAAGUGCAGAAUGGGAUGGAUGCGGAACGGAGUGGGAAUGUGGAUUUGCGGAUGGAGGCGUCUCAUAGUCCCGCAGCGAGUACGACCCAGCUCUCGCCUCAAGUGCCUGUGCAACUUCUGGGUGAGGAUGCUUCGCGCCAAGACACAGUACCUAAGCGCGAGGCGGUUGAGGACCGCGUCGACUUGUUGCCGAGCCCCGUAACGAGUAGUAAAGAAGAGCGCGGCAAGGCUGGACUGUCAUCACCGCACUCCCCGUCAAAAGAGCGCCCAACUACUCCGCAACCAGAAGACGGCGAAAUUGCGAACACACCUGCGCCUCCGCCGACUCCACCGUCCAAACCUCGUGGAGAGGCAAAGUCGUCUACAGGCGCGGAUUCUUCUGCAACCGCUCCUACGUCGACGUUCUCGAAUCCACGAACGGCACGACUUGGUUCGGGUGGGAUCGCUCCUCCGACUCAGCCACGAUCGUUCCGAGAUGGACGCGUCUUGAGUGCGUCACCUCCGCCGAGGUACAACCGCGAGCCGCCUCCUCCUCCUGCACCAGCUGGGAAGUCGAAGAUCCCGCCUCCGUGGCCCUCGUCUCGUGACCGGCCCAUACCAACCGGAGCUGGGACCGACAGCAGUAGCAGAACACCCACGACGCCGAAAGAAGCAGUACCUUUACCUUUGGACAGGAAGGCAGAGUCUAUGUCCCCUGUCCGGCGCGCUUCGUCGUACGUACCUGGUCCACCUCCACCACCUUCGAAGUCAGGUCCGAGCACGACUUCGGGUCCGCCUCCUUCGAGUUCGGCUGCUUCGCCAACGAUUGCAGGAGGGGCAUCAGGACCGGGUGGGAUGAGGGGCCCACCACCUAGUGGACCACGUGCGUUACGAGCAACAUCUACAGGGAUGAGCACAAGGACACAAGCACCACCACCACCGCCUCCUCGACUACCACUCGCAGAGCGCGUAGAGCGAGAUCGGGGGGAUCGCGAUCGUGAGCGGGAAAGAGAUCGAGAUUGGGAGGAUCGAGAACGGGCUCGAGAUAGGGUGCAUGACCGGGAGCGGGAAAGUGAGAGAGAUAGGAGAGAGAGGGAGAGGGAGAGAGAUAGAGUGGAUAGAGCGGAUAAGUAUUCGCCGCCUCCUCCGUUGCCUUCUCGGGGACGAAUGGGUCGGGGCCGGUAUUGGGCACGUGGAAGGAGAUGAUGAUUGAGAAGAAACUUCGCCGUUCGUUUCGUUAUUUUCUUUCAUAUGAGUUUCUGUGUGUUGGGUUUGUUUGGUUCGUUUUUUCGUUUGUUUGUUUUUUCUUUAUUCUUCUUGUUGUUCGUACAUGUGUCCGUGUCCGUUUAGGAAGAUAUGGAGAUAUGGAGAUAUAUAUUUCUGUAACCCCCUUACAUGUAUUUUUCGUAUUCCACAUAAAUUUACUUUCGUCUUUCGUCUUUCGUCUUCGAAUCUUUUCGUCUUACUUUUUGUCUCCUCUUCUUCAUCUUUUUUCUGUUUUAAAAUUGUUUGUCAUUCGUCGUUCGUAACUCAUACCCUGACGGUC
This is a messenger RNA of Fomitiporia mediterranea MF3/22, 6695 nucleotides long. RefSeq lists its product as uncharacterized. Lineage: Eukaryota; Fungi; Basidiomycota; Agaricomycetes; Hymenochaetales; Hymenochaetaceae. The transcript has 4 exons. Bases 389 to 6355 code for a protein of 1988 amino acids. Gene Ontology annotation, molecular function: protein binding. The record is from RefSeq and is a predicted model, not a curated record.